AUGACUUUCAACACACUUUUGUUCAAACAUCUCUUGACUAUUUUAGCAUCGCUGGCGACCAUCAAUCCCAACAUAAUCGACCAUGGCCACUUCGACUUUGGGGGCAUCGACCGCCUCAAUGAGUCGCUCACAAAGUCCAUCCGCCCGACUCUGGACCUGAGGGAGCAAAGAGGAGAGGUAUUACAGAUAGGUGACGACGCGGACGCCCUUUUCUUACGAGACUUACCGGCGUUAAACAAUACAACAACAACAACAAUCCGCCCGACUCUGACCCCGGAGCCAAACAGAAUUAAGCGUCAGGACGCCGCGUCGAGCACCAUCCUCAACUCUCUGACCGUCGCCGCCAGCGACGCCUUUGUCUCGAUCGAUAUCCAGUUCUUCACUUCAUCUACCAACAUGCGCGCUAUCAACACCACUAGCAGUGGGAACACCAACUCAAUCACCAGCGAACUUGAAGUAUGGCCCGAUGCUGAUGUUUUCAAAUUCGAAAACGGCGACCACAUCAAGGAGUUUUUGGUUCUCGAGAACCGAGGCUCUAUCCAUGGCUUCAACUUCACGACGGCCAGCGGCACGACGUACUCCGCAACGGGUCAGGUCCUCCGCGACCCUCCCCGGAUGCAAAAGGGCCCCGUCGGAUCCGGAAUUCUGGGCCGUAUGCGCGUACAAUACUGCAACAUUGGCCAGAUCGGCCACCUCGGCUUUGACCUCCUCGAUGAGCUCCAGUCCGUCUCCGUCAGCAACAUUGCGCACUCUGGCUUCACGGACAACAUUAUAUCCUCCGGCCCCGGACAGACCAUGGGUAUCGGCUCGAAGAUCGUGGAUAACCGCAAGUACACCGCCGAGCAAAUCGUCACAGUCGUGAAGAUGCACGACGUGACAAAGUCGUACACCAACAGCGUCGCGAACCAGUGGAAUGUCGAAGGCCGGGUCACCGUCGAGGCCGAAGCUGGCAUCCCUCUCAUUGGCAAGACCCAGGUGACGACGGAGUUCUCCUGGCAGGUGCAAAAGACCAUCACCGAAGAAGACACGGAGGGUGAGACUCUGACCAAGUCCGCCACCAUCAACCUCAAGUGCCCGCCCAAGAAUUACUGCGUGGGCUCGUCCUUCUUCACAAUCUUCAAGAUGGACGUCGAAGUCGAGGCCACGUUCCGCGCCAAGACGAAGUCAGGCAAAGACUUCUUCUGGAAGCAGAAGGGCAAGUAUGAAGGCGCUGACUCCAUCGCCCUGUAG
Messenger RNA from Colletotrichum orchidophilum, 1230 nucleotides. RefSeq lists its product as uncharacterized. NCBI's taxonomy places the organism in Eukaryota, Fungi, Ascomycota, Sordariomycetes, Glomerellales, Glomerellaceae. The record is from RefSeq and is a predicted model, not a curated record. The transcript has 5 exons. Bases 1 to 1230 code for a protein of 409 amino acids.